CCACAUGCAAGAUCCGUGCUCUGAGCAACAAGCGACCCAAGCAUACGCAGUCACCAGUUCGAGCACAGCCACAGAGGUCUUCAUCAUGAAUGUUGACGACGUCGAAGACCGCGAUGGCGUUCGCCUGUCCUGGAACGUCUGGCCUUCGACCAAGGUCGAGGCUACCAGGACUGUUGUCCCAGUCGCGGCCCUGUACACGCCGCUGAAGGAGAGGGAGGACUUGCCUCCAGUCAUGUAUGAACCAGUUGUGUGCAAGGAACCUUGCAGAGCGGUGCUCAACCCAUACUGCCAAAUCGAUGUCCGUGGCAAGCUAUGGAUCUGCCCAUUCUGUCUCUCGCGUAACGCCUUCCCGCCGCACUACCGCGACAUCAGCAAUACCAACCUGCCGGCCGAGCUGCUGCCCAAAUACACGACGAUUGAAUACACACUGAGUAGGCCCGCACAGGUUCCUCCUAUCUUCCUGUACGUCGUCGACACGUGCAUGGAGGAUGAUGACCUCAAGGCGCUCCGCGAGACGCUCGUCGUCUCCCUCAGCUUGCUCCCGCCCGACGCACUCGUCGGUCUCAUCACAUAUGGCACGAUGGCUCAGGUCCACGAGCUCGGUUAUGAGACAUGCCCCAAGAGCUAUGUCUUCCGCGGCACAAAGGAGUACGCCCCCAAGCAGAUCCAGGACAUGCUUGGUCUUACCCCUGGCGGCAGGCCUGUUGCACCUGUGCCGGGCCAGCCAGGUGGGCCAUCGCAGCCUCACGCGCCGCAGGGGCGACAGGGUGCUUCGCGCUUCCUCCUUCCCGUCUCGCAGUGCGAGUACGGCCUGACGAACAUCCUCGAGCAGCUGCAACGCGACCCUUGGCCGGUCGCCAACGACCGCCGCGCGCAGCGCUGCACGGGUGCUGCGCUCAGCGUUGCCGUCGGCAUGCUGGAGACUACGUUCCCCAAGACGGGGGGCCGCAUCAUGCUCUUCUGCGGAGGCCCAUGCACGGAAGGCCCGGGGAACGUCGUUUCCACCGAGCUGCGCGAGCGCAUCAGGUCGCACCACGACAUUGACAAGGACAACGUCAAGUACUACAAGCGUGCCGUCAAGUUCUACGAUGCGCUAGCCCGUCGCGCCGCCAGCAACGGGCACGCAGUUGAUGUCUUCGCAGGAUGCUUGGACCAGGUCGGGCUGCUGGAGAUGAAGGGCUUGAGCAACAUGACGAACGGACACAUGAUCCUGACAGACAGCUUCCAGAUGGGUAUAUUCAAGCAGUCCUUCCAGAGGGUCUUUGAAAAGAAUGCCGAGGGCCAGCUGCAGUUGGGUUUUAACGCUACAUUCAAUGUCCAGUGCACCAAAGAGCUCAAGGUGUCCGGUCUCAUCGGGCAUGCCGUCUCGAACAACAAGAAGACCGGAUGUGUCGGCGAGACCGAGAUCGGCAUCGGCCAGACGUCCGAAUGGAAGAUAUGUAGCAUCAAUCCGCGCACCUCUGUCGGCGUCUACUUUGAAGUCGUCACGCCCGCCGGCCAACCUUUGCAGCCCGGCAGUAGGGGUCUGAUCCAGUUCGUCACACACUACCAGCAUUCAUCCGGCCAAUACCGGCUGCGCGUUACAACUAUUGCACGCAACUUUGCCGAGGGUGCCAGCGCACAGAUUGCCCCGUCCUUCGAUCAAGAAGCAGCAGCGGUGCUCAUGGCGCGGAUUGCUGUGUUCAAGGCGGAAAUCGACGACAGCCCCGAUGUGCUGAGGUGGCUUGACAGGAUGCUCAUCCGUCUGUGUCAAAAGUUUGCGCAGUACAUUAAAGACGAUGCCACCUCCUUCCGCCUCGGAGAGAACUUUUCCAUCUACCCGCAGUUCAUGUUCCAUCUGCGCAGGUCUCAGUUCUUGCAGGUAUUCAACAAUUCACCUGACGAGACGGCUUUCUACAGGCACGUGCUCAACGCAGAAGACGUCAACAACUCGCUGAUCAUGAUCCAGCCGACCCUCAUGUCGUACGGCUUCGACUCAGAACCUCAGCCUGUGCUGCUUGACUCGGUCUCGAUCCGGCCCGACGUCGUCCUGCUGCUCGACACCUUCUUCCACAUCCUCAUCUUCCACGGCUCAACCGUCGCCGAGUGGCGUAAAGCGGGUUACCAGGACCAGGAGGGCUAUGAGAACUUCAAGGAGGUGCUCGAGAACCCUAAGAGCGAUGCACAGGAAUUGCUCGCGGAUCGAUUCCCGGUGCCGCGAUACAUUGUCUGCGACCAGGGCGGCAGUCAGGCGCGUUUCUUGCUCAGCAAGCUCAACCCGUCCACGACGCACAUGAGCGGAGGGAUGUACGGCAACCAGGGUACUGGCGCUGCCAUCUUUACAGACGAUGUGAGCCUCCAAGUAUUCAUGGAGCACCUCAAGCGUCUCGCUGUCGGUGCCAGUGGCACAUGAGCGUGGCGAGGGACAAGGGGAAACUUUUACUGGCAAACGAGGUGUAGUGGACCAAAGAAAGAUAUAUGCACACA
Messenger RNA from Tilletiaria anomala UBC 951, 2466 nucleotides. RefSeq lists its product as uncharacterized. The record is from RefSeq and is a predicted model, not a curated record. Gene Ontology annotation, molecular function: GTPase activator activity; zinc ion binding. Gene Ontology annotation, cellular component: COPII vesicle coat; endoplasmic reticulum exit site. Bases 86 to 2392 code for a protein of 768 amino acids. Lineage: Eukaryota; Fungi; Basidiomycota; Exobasidiomycetes; Georgefischeriales; Tilletiariaceae. Gene Ontology annotation, biological process: COPII-coated vesicle budding; intracellular protein transport; endoplasmic reticulum to Golgi vesicle-mediated transport. The transcript is spliced from 5 exons.